Scheffersomyces stipitis CBS 6054 is the source of this 897-nucleotide messenger RNA. RefSeq lists its product as uncharacterized. The transcript has a single exon. Bases 1 to 897 code for a protein of 298 amino acids. The record is from RefSeq and is a predicted model, not a curated record. NCBI's taxonomy places the organism in Eukaryota, Fungi, Ascomycota, Pichiomycetes, Serinales, Debaryomycetaceae.
AUGAAGCUCUGUACCUACAUUCAAAUCCUCUUGGCCCUCUCUGCUGCCUGCUCUGCUGCUCCUGUAGAAACAGAAGCUACCACCAGCCUCGACACUACCGAGCAGGCUAAGCUUGAGUCUUUGGUUACCAGCUUGAACCAAUACAAUGCACAACAUAAUGUUCCUGGUUACAAGCGUGAGCUUACAGUUAGUGACUUGCAAGUUCUUGCCAGCAGAUCCAACAUUCCCAUUGUGGAUGCCAUCUUGGCUGCUUUGAACGACUCUGGUUUGGCCAACGUCGUCAUUGACUUCGUAUUGUUAAGUCCGGAGUUGCUCAGCAUCAGUAUUGAUGGGGUUAUCUUUACCCUCAAGUCUGGUUUGAUCAACUUGACUGAUGUGUUGAUUGCCCUCCAGAAGUCUGGCUUGAUCUUGCAAGUGUUACACUUGGCUUUGAAUGAUCCAGAAAUUCUUCCAGGUUUAUUGAGAAUCGGUAAGGAAUUGUUGGCCCAAAACGGUAUCAACAUCUUCUCCAAGAGAGAACUCAACGAGUUGUCUACUGAAGUCGAAGCUGUAGCUGACGACUCCUUCAACGUAUACGAUUUGUCAAAGAGAGAAUCCGAAUUGUUGAAUGACCUCUUCACUGCUCUCAGAGACUCUGGGUUGGCUGCCUCAGUGAUUCAACACUUGUUGACUACUCCAGAGUUGGCUGCUCCUGCUGCACACUUCUUGGACGCCAUCUUGAAGUCCGGUGCCCUUUCACUUGGGCAAUUGUUGCAGGCCCUUAAGGAGUCCAACUUGGUGCUCAACUUGUUGAAAGACAUCCUCAACGACAGAGCUUUGUUGAUCCAGUUUGGUAACAUUGUUGCUGACAGAAUCUCCAAGGGUCUUAUCUCGAAGGCCACCUACGACGCUCUCUAA